AACUUAAAUCCACAAAUAAUCAACAUUCACUACGUAAAUAAAUAAACAAAGAAAAUCGCUCAACGCGGUCAAUUUAACUUCACUUACUGAUACUACAGCAUGUCGGUGACGCGAACUCACAAGAUUUUUACCCAUCUAAUAAGAGUCCAACACGCACAAGGUGGAGACAGUCUUAUUGUUCGAGACAUUUGGAGUAGAGAAGGGACAGAGAAGGAGCAGGAAGCUAACUGCUGUCCGAGAUCUCACCGAAGCCACCACUGUACUGCUGUGGACGUGCAAGUGAAAUGCAGUGCAAACACAGAAUUGAUCUAGUGGCCUAGUUGCAGCUCCAAUAGGAAAGUUACAGUUCCGGACAGCACGCGACAGGCGAUAACUCAUGGCCGUUAUUCGCCCCGCCAAGUGUGAACCUGUUGGUUCGCGCAUGCGUGAACCGCCGUCUGCUCGUCUCUGCUUCGUCUGCUGCUCCAGUUUGCAGCUGCAUAUCUCUCAGAACAGCCAUAUUUAGAAAACAGGCCUACUUUGUCAAGUGAGACAGAAGACGCAACAAGUUUUUUUUUCCUUUUGCACUGAAGGACCUCAUGGCGCGGCGGCUGGUCGCGAACCUGCUGGUGCUGACGGCCCUGUGCGUGCUGGCUGUCGGCGCACUGACGUGGCGCCAGGCGGACCAAGAGGAGUCGCGCAACUCCUCGCAGCUCGAGCAGCCCGCGGGCCGCCUGCUGUCCAGGAAGAGGCGCUACCUCGUGUUCCCCGAGGGCUCGUCGCUGCAGCUGGUGUUCUGCCUGACGGUGCCGACGCUCAUCCCGGACACCAUCUUCAACCUGGGCUGGACGCUGGGCGUGAACUGGGAGCUGCCCAACGACACGCGGCCCUUCAGGCGCGACCCCAUGCUGUCGCACCGCAUGGACCGCCGCGACGUCUACGGCAAGCUGGAGGGCCUGCUCAAGGCAAUGGGGAUGGACGGCCAGGCGUGCAUAAUGAGAGCGCUCUGCGAGGCAGGCCAGCGGACAGGCGUUCCUGGAGAGUUCAUCGAGGAAAUACUGCACGCCAUAUUCAAGUUCCCCUCGUCGCGGGAGUUCGGCCUGGACGAGCACCUGCACUACGACCGCGCGCACCGCACCAGCGGCGACUGCGCCGAGAAGUUCAGCGACUGCCCCUCCUCGCUGGCGGACAUGGCCUUCGAGUGAUGGCCUCCGCCCUUCCACACGGCCAGAGCACGCCCCCGCGCUUUUCCAGGCCGCCGGCACACGCGAAACGCGCUGCAUGCUGAAAUGCACCGCUCGCGCAACAACACUAGACGCAGUACAAACUGUCUGAGCCCAUCGUCAAACGGCCUGGUUAGACAAAAAAUGGUGUCAUGUUGGACGGCUGUUGGUCCAUCGCUAGUUUUUAACAUCUUGUGACAAUUUAAUACCACAGAGUAUGACUGUAAUAGUGUAUUUAUUAUAUUCCAUUAUUGGUGUACUGCUUCUGUAAAAAAAAUACUACUUUACAUUCAAAAUUUUCCACGAAAACGUACGUCUGUUGUUACAAUAGUCAGUAAACAAAUCUCUUUUAGCUGAAUUUCAUAGUUAUUUUGGCAAAUCUCGUGCAAAUUAUGGGGUCUUGCGCAGAGAACCAGAAUCGGUCUAUAUUAUAAAUUUAGUCUAUUGUCGCAGCCAACAAGACAAAGUUCCUGCAGAAUGAGGUGGAAACCAAACACAUUCCCUCCUUGUUACUUUUCCACAUCUUUCGCAUUGUGAUUAAUGUUCCUUUAAAGAUUAUUGAAAUUUAAAAAAAAAAUUAUAUUCCAAAAUUAACAAAAACUUUUCAUUAUACAUAUUUUGCAACAAAUCUGUAAUUUUACAAUAUAACGGCCAAUCUGAUAGAAAUCAACCCAAUAUUUGAGGCCAUCACUAUCAAGUCUGGCGCUUUAUAAAAUAUGAAUAUUUGGCUGAAGGUAUUCGGCCAUAGUAAUCAAAAAAAUAAUUUUUGUCAUGUUUUCUGUAAUUGCCUUGGUUACACCUUGAAGGAAUUAUUGAUACUUCAUUCGCACCCGAUUACAAAAUAUUUAAUCAAGCUGUUUCCGUUGUAUCAUUUAAUAACUUUCCUUGUGUCCAUAUGAUUAUUGUCACGGUUUUUUAUGAUGUGUAUGCAUGACGACCCCUUAUAACUUUAUAAUCGUGUGAAAGCAUAAAAAUAUCUUAAAAUGUCUUUAGUUUUACAUUUUGCAAUUUUUUUCUAGAUAAAUAACAAAAAUGCUUUAUCAUUGCAACCUUAUUACAUUCUUUGCUGAGAAAUUAAUGUUGUAAUAUGUAAGAAUAUUUUUCAGAUAUUUAUUCAAAUACAAUGUUGUUGUUUUUUUUUAUAUAUAUAAUAUUAAUCCCAAACCAAAUGAAAUUGAAAACAAAAUAAAAAAUCUCAUUCAAACAA
Messenger RNA from Bacillus rossius redtenbacheri, 2409 nucleotides. RefSeq lists its product as uncharacterized. The transcript has 7 exons. The record is from RefSeq and is a predicted model, not a curated record. NCBI's taxonomy places the organism in Eukaryota, Metazoa, Arthropoda, Insecta, Phasmatodea, Bacillidae. Bases 579 to 1184 code for a protein of 201 amino acids.